Tympanuchus pallidicinctus (lesser prairie-chicken) is the source of this 1992-nucleotide messenger RNA. It is a transcript of the gene ASNSD1, whose product is annotated as asparagine synthetase domain containing 1. The record is from RefSeq and is a predicted model, not a curated record. The transcript has 3 exons. NCBI's taxonomy places the organism in Eukaryota, Metazoa, Chordata, Aves, Galliformes, Phasianidae. Gene Ontology annotation, molecular function: asparagine synthase (glutamine-hydrolyzing) activity. Bases 1 to 1911 code for a protein of 636 amino acids.
AUGUGCGGUAUUUGUUGUGUUGUUGCCUUGUCUAGUCAGCAUACCAUUUGUGAUGCCUUCAGUGAGGAUCUGUACUGCCGUCUUAGAAGAAGAGGACCAGACAGCAGCCAACAGUUGAUAAAGACUGUGUCCGAGCCAUCCUACGAGUGUCUUUUUUCUGGCCAUGUGCUUCACCUGAGGGGACUGAUGACUCCUCAGCCUCUGGGAGAUGUCAGUAACAAUAUUUUGCUUUGGAAUGGAGAAAUUUUUAAUGGAGUGCACGUGGGAGAUUCAGAGAAUGACACUGAAGUUAUGUUUCGUCAUCUUGCACUAUGCAGUAGUGACGCUGACUUCUUAUCACUCUUCUCAUCACUUCGGGGUCCGUGGUCUUUCAUUUAUUAUCAAGCAUCUGGACACAGCUUAUGGUUUGGUAGAGAUUAUUUUGGUCGUCGUAGUUUGCUUUGGCAGUUCAGUGAUGUGAGUGAUAGUGUUUUCUGUCUCACAUCUGUAAGUGUGAAUUUGGAAUCUUGCAACCGAUGUCAAGAAGUCCCAGCAUCUGGAAUUUUCAAAAUUGAUCUCAAGGGCUGUGUGACAACUAAAUCAUUGUCUUUAACGUUGUUUCCAUGGAAGUACAGUUGCACAGAGAAAAUUGAAGAAGAAAUAUUCAUUGAUAUUCCGGAUCAAGUUUCAAAAGACUUACCAGAUCACAUCACUGUUGUGAUGAAUGAGUCAAAACUGUGUCUCAGCACACCAGUAACGCCCUUCAACAGAACCAUUUCUGAAGCCUCAGCUGAGUGUGCAACCACUGAUAGUAGCAACGCGAGCCACGUGGUUUCCAUAGAAACUCUUCAGGGAUAUCUUGCAGAGGAGCACAAGAGAAAACUAGUCCAUCAGUUCAUUGAUGUUUUAGAUGAGGCAGUAAGGAGACGAGUUUUAUUACUAGUUAGAGGUGAAGAUCAGAGAACAAGAGAAGUUGAGGGUGUCUUUCCUGGGAAGGCUCAUGUUGCAGUGCUCUUUUCUGGUGGCGUUGAUUCUAUGGUUAUUGCAGCCCUUGCUGAUCGACAUGUUCCCUUGGAGGAACCAAUUGAUCUUCUCAACGUAGCUUUCAUGCCAAAAGAACAAACUAAGCAAACAGGUACCCCUAAAAACUGUAUCGGCCAGGAAAUGCAGCUUGAUUUGCGUCGUGUUCAAGAAAAUCAGGAAGAUCUUGAUGCUAAAACUGGUGAUCGUGUAUCUUGCUUUGAUGUUCCUGACAGAAUUACUGGUAGGGCGGGACUGAAAGAAUUAGAAGCCCUUAACCCUUCAAGAACCUGGAACUUUGUGGAAAUUAAUGUCACACUAAAGGAAUUGCAAGAAAUGAGACAACGAUUCAUAAAUCACUUGAUUUAUCCUCUGGAUACAGUUUUGGAUGACAGCAUUGGCUGUGCAAUCUGGUUUGCUUCCAGAGGAGAGGGCUAUAUUCGUAAGCAAGGAGAAAUGAAACCAUACAGAAGUCCUGCAAAGGUGGUGCUUACAGGAAUUGGAGCAGAUGAACAGCUUGCUGGGUAUUCCCGGCAUCGCGUUUGCUUCAGAAAAUGUGGCCUAGAAGGUCUGAAUAAGGAGCUUGAAAUGGAGUUAGGUCGCAUUUCUUCUAGGAAUCUUGGUAGAGAUGACAGGAUUAUUGGUGAUCAUGGAAAAGAAGCCAGGUUUCCCUUUAUUGAUGAAGAUGUCGUUUCGUUCCUCAACUCACUGCCCAUCUCAGAAAAAGCAGACUUGACUUUACCUCGAGGAAUUGGUGAGAAGCUGAUUCUGCGCCUUGGAGCCGUGCAACUUGGCCUUAAAGCUUCAAGCAUUCUGCCAAAAAGGGCUGUACAGUUUGGAUCUCGGAUUGCAAAACUGGAGAGCAACAAUGAAAAAGCACACCACACAUGCAGCAGACUGAAGUUAUUUUAGUAGAUGAAUUAUAAAGCUAUAUCUGAAGAUAUUAUUUAUCCUAUUUGUAAAUUCAGUAAAUCUUUGGGAUUUUUUUAAAAA